This is a messenger RNA of Ctenocephalides felis (cat flea), 537 nucleotides long. Its product is annotated as cuticle protein 19-like. The record is from RefSeq and is a predicted model, not a curated record. Lineage: Eukaryota; Metazoa; Arthropoda; Insecta; Siphonaptera; Pulicidae. Gene Ontology annotation, cellular component: extracellular matrix. The transcript is spliced from 4 exons. Bases 1 to 537 code for a protein of 178 amino acids.
AUGGCAAUUGUUACCAAGUGUUUAGCUAUCGCAGCUCUCGUAGGAGUAGCCUGUGCGGGAUUGGUGCCAGGACACGUCGGAGGAUACUCUCACGGCUACGCCGUAGCUCACGCAGCCCCCACCGUCGGCCACUACGGCUACGGGGGCUACGAUUAUGGCGCUCACGGCCACGCCGGAUUAGGCCAGAGCUACGCGAACUACGAGAGCCAUAACGCACACCCGGUGGCCUACGCCGCACAUGGUCACGGCUACAGAUUGGGAUACGGACACGCCUACGACGGCUACGCUGGCUACGGACACGGACACGGACACGACUACUACUCUCACCCUAAAUACCAAUACAACUACGGCGUUGCCGAUCAUCACACCGGCGAUGUAAAAUCUCAGCACGAAGCUCGCGAUGGAGAUGUCGUUAAAGGUCAAUAUUCCUUAGUGGAACCAGAUGGCUCCGUAAGAACGGUCGACUACACAGCCGAUGAUGUCCACGGUUUCAACGCUGUUGUGUCUAAAAGUGCCCCAACGGUCCAGCAUUACUAA